CCAAAUCCAGUGUACCUGAAUCAAUUCUUGUCAUGCGAAUUUGCAUUGCUGCUCUGAACUGCAGAAACAUGUCACGGCAGCAAAGAGGCUUUGCGCGGAGUGGUGGGCCCUCGACUGAGAGGAGGUGGCUACGACUCUUACGGAAACUGCCAAAUUAAGGGUGGGACUGGAGACGGCCUGGACAUGGAAUUAAGCGGAGGGUGGCUUCUGGAGGCUGGAGUGUGUGCAAUUGCAGACUCGGCGUGGGUUGAGCAUGCGUAUAUGGUUGGGUGAGAAACGAAAGGCAAAGAUACAUUUCACAAGCCAGGGUUCCAGGACCACAGUGGAUAAUGCGCCCCUCCCCUAGAAAUCUGUGGUGGACGGUUGGGAAGUUUCUGGCCUCCGGUUUUUUUCUCUUCUGCCUCGUUGGUCCCUCUCUGGCUGCGUCCUUCCUUCUUGGCUCGCCGCUCGUCUCUGCUUCACCUUCCUUGCCCUCCCCUGCAUCAGCCGCUGGUGUCGCAACGCCUACUCCGUCGUGUCGUUGACAAAAAAGGUUCUGAGCGUAGUGCGGAACAGAAUUAGUGAUCUGUUCGUUGGAUUGAUCAGAGUGGUGAGUCGAAGCUAGGACGACUGCAGCCAUGGGGGUCGCAAUGCGUCUCCGCACUCCCAAUCUCCAUGCUGCCUUGGCUAGCUCGUCGCUGCCUGUAUGCUCUGCUGGACGGACGUCAUUUCUCACCUCUCUCCAGGUCCCUACUCCACUUCGAUCGUCAUGUCAUCUUCCGUCCCUUGCUCUCAACCGCCGUGCUCAGCGUUCGACAAUUGUUAUGCAAGCGGCAGAUGGCUCGCCAGGUCCAACAAAGGAAGAGGAGGAGGUGAUAGACAACAAAAUUUUGCAAUAUUGCAGCAUCGACAAAAAAACGGCCAAGCGAACUGUUGGAGAACUGGAGCAGGAGUUUUUGGAAGCCCUACAGUCAUUUUAUUAUGAGGGAAAGCCCAUGAUGUCCAACGAAGAGUUCGACAACCUGAAGGAGGAGUUGAUGUGGGAAGGAAGUAGUAUCGUCAUGCUCAGUCCUGACGAACAGAGGUUUAUGGAAGCAUCCUUGGCAUACGCAGCUGGCAAGCCCAUCCUUACUGACGCUGCCUACGAUGAGUUGAAGAUGAAGUUGAAGAAACAGAGCAGCAAAGUGGCGAUCGAGGGACCGAGGUGCAGUCUUCGAAGCAAGAAGGUGUACAGUGACUGCACCGUCGAUUAUUUGAAGAUGACGCUGCUCAAUGUUCCAGCUGCUCUAGUUGCGCUUGGUUUGGUCUUUUUCUUGGACGAUGUUACUGGCUUCGAAAUAACUUAUUUGCUGGAGCUUCCAGAACCGUACAGUUUCCUAUUCACAUGGUUCAUCGUGCUACCAGUUACUUACUUGAUAGCUCAGUCUCUGACGAAUGUCAUCGUCAAGGAUCCUCUCAUUUUGAAGGGUCCAUGCCCUAAUUGUGGAGGAGGAACCACCUCCUUUUUCGGAACCAUUCUGACAAUCCCUAGUGGUGGAUCAGUGAACACCGUUCAGUGUGAAUCGUGCAAGUCAAGCCUGCUCUAUGAUCUCGAAGCCCGCUUGAUCACUUUGGACCCAACACCUCCGAAGGAGAAAAAGUCGAAGGCUCCAAAGAAAGCAGUCGCAUCUUCUUAGAACACAACGUCAAACCUUGUGGUCAUGUAUGAAUGUAUAGUUCCUGUCUUUAUACAUGUUCAUCGAGCCCAUAAUACUUCUGCGAAGCCUCUUCGAGAUUUUCUACGCCAUCGAGCAGUCAUGGAGAAGCUAGAAAUAGGAAGUUUGUAUCUUUACCGCUUUCGAUGUACCGUGAAAAGGAGUAAAACCUUCUAAUGGGAGGUGCUGCAAUGGUAGCAGCCAAGAAGUUGCAAUAUGAGUUGUAAACUAGUCGACCAACCACUCGCUCGUAGCAGUCGCUUCAUCACAUAUGAUGUGUAACAUCUCCUUCUUGAGAUCAUCUUGUUUAUUGAUCACUGUACCAAAAUAGAUGACUUUCUUCAGUACCUUCACGUGGAAACAUUUUCCACCUACUUUGGAACUACAAGUAUCGAAGUGUCCUGUAAAUGCUAUAACAUUUCGGCUGGUUCUCAUGCAAUGAUUUUGCAACACAGUUGAGAUUUUCACUUGCUUGGUAGUAUGUGAUAAAGACACUUACACGUUUGUCAGACCCCUGCUCUACAGAGGCAAAAAACGUGGAAUUGGAAAGCUCAUUGGGAACUAUGUCCACGACUCGAAGAGCCUUAGCCUCAAAUCUGAACGAGUGAAUU
Molecule: messenger RNA, 2284 nt
Organism: Marchantia polymorpha subsp. ruderalis
Lineage: Eukaryota; Viridiplantae; Streptophyta; Marchantiopsida; Marchantiales; Marchantiaceae
Source: the annotation of a GenBank genome assembly